UGGAGAAAGUGAGCGACUUCCGGGACACAUGCACAUGUUACAGCAUCUGACGGGUUUAGUUGCCAUGAUGAAGCUGACAAUCAGUAAAGUGACGGGAAGAGCUCGCCUUGGAGUCAUCACAAGCCUAGGACAGAGCGGGGAGAAGUCCCUGGAGGUUCCUGGAUGUCUCCUGUACACGAAGACGGCAUCUCCACCGCAUCUCACCCACGAUACACUGCAGACCAUCGAAGGAGUCCCCCCUGUCACUCAUGUCACACUCUCCUCACUGGCUGAACAUCAGGAGGUGCUAGAGGAGUAUAAAGAAGGAAUUGGGAAGUUUGCUGGUCUGUCAGACGCAGUCUUGUAUUGUUCUGUCAGUGACCCCGUCACCCCCAGCCCCAACGGAUACAACACCAACAAGACAGUGUCAGUGUGGGGUUCUGGAGGGCGGAUCGAGCUGACCCCUCAGAAGUUCAUGUCCAUCCAGAGCGCUCUGAAGGUGGACUGGUUCCAGUGUCUGGCCGAUGGUGAGGUGAUGCCCAGCGGCUGCUCCAGGAAGAGGGCAAAGAAGUCGGUUGACCGCUCCCUGAGCUUUUUGGAUGAAUGUCUUCAGCUACUGGCAAAGAACGAUGUACUGAAGGAUAAGGUUGUGAUCGGGGCCAUUGAAGGAGGCGACCUCCUGGACGAGAGGCUGAGGUCGGCACGCGAGACAGCAAAGAGGCCUGUGGGAGGAUUCUUAUUGGAUGCAUUCCAGGGGACCGCGAUGACCCAGGAAACAAAACUGAACCUCAUCUCGUCUGUAACGGCAGAGCUGCCAGAGGAGAAGCCAAGGUUCAUACACGGUGUUGGGCGGCCAGACGAGGUUCUAAACUGUGUUGAGCUCGGCGUGGAUUUGUUUGACAGCAGUUUCCCUUAUGAGGUGGCUGAGAGAGGCUGCGCCCUGUCCUUCGAUCACCAGUACGAGCCGGACCCAGAGACUGCAGGUGGACAUCCAAGUCCUGACCGUACCCCAGAGUUUAAUGUUCUAGACAAAGCCGAGCUCUGUGAUGUAGAGAAGAACAGGGAAGAUCAGACGGAGAAUGAUAAGCUAGAGCUGGACCAAUCCCAGAUGACCUCCUAUGAGAUCUGCCUGAAGGAGAAGAGGUUCCGGGAAGAUUUCAGGCCGCUGCUUCCAGGCUGCACGUGUUACUGUUGCCGCAACCACAGCCGCGCCUACGUCCACCACCUCCUGAUCUCUAAGGAGCUGCUGGCCGGCAUCCUGCUGAUCAUACACAACUUCCAGCAUUAUUUCAGCUUCUUCCGCUCUGCGCGGGCGGCUCUGAGAGACGGCAAACUUCAUCUCCUCAAAGAGGCCAUCCAGAGACGGGCACCCUGAGUCCACAGCCAAUCCGCACCUCUGUGUCUGCGUUCCACUCCAGUAACCCACAG
This is a messenger RNA of Nanorana parkeri, 1407 nucleotides long. It is a transcript of the gene QTRT2, whose product is annotated as queuine tRNA-ribosyltransferase accessory subunit 2. The record is from RefSeq and is a predicted model, not a curated record. Bases 29 to 1354 code for a protein of 441 amino acids. Gene Ontology annotation, molecular function: tRNA-guanosine(34) queuine transglycosylase activity. The transcript has 9 exons. Lineage: Eukaryota; Metazoa; Chordata; Amphibia; Anura; Dicroglossidae.